AUGCCUAGAGAAUGCUCACUACCAUGUAGUUGUCAGCUUAUCCCAGCUGCACGCUACUACCCCCUACGAUUCCACGUUGUACGAGCCUUGAAUCUCCUCUCAGAAGCUACCGGUACAUUCAUCCCGCUUCUUCCAUUCAUAUUGGAGGUUCUCCAGCAAACAGAUUUCAACAAGAAACAUUCCAUUGCUAGCUUCAAACCCCUCAACUUUGCUGUGAUGUUACGGCUUUCAAACUCACAGCUGAAAGAGAGAGCUUUCAAGGAUGGAGUAAUGGAUCAGGUAUAUGAUCUUCUCAUAGAGCAUCUUCAGGUUCAUUGCCAUCGUAUCGGCUUCCCUGAACUAGCCCUUCCUGUUGUCUUAGAGUUGAGAACGUUCCUGAAGAAAUGCAAGGUUGCCAACUUUACUCGUCAGAUGAAGCAGUUCUUGGAUAAAGUCUUGGAGAAUUGCCAAGAGAUAACAAAGAGGAGAGAAAAGGUUUCAUUCGGACUAGCAGACGACAGAGCAGUUAAGGCAUGGGAGAUGAAGAGUCGAGAGCAAGGAACGGCCAUCUUGAAAACCUAUGUGACCUACAAGAAGCUUAGAGAAAGAGAAUUGAAACACGAGGAAGCAGGCAAAGAAAGACUUGUUGACGAUAAGAUUCCCACAAUGACUCAGAGCAAGAAGAGGAAGCUAGAGAGCAAGAUGGAGAUGAAGGACCUCUUCAAGAAGGACGUCGGAUCAGACGACGAGGAAGAUCUCUUCAAGAGGGUGGAGCGCAAGCAGAAGAGGUUGCAGGAGCGUCCAAAGAAGAAGGGAAAGUACAGUGAUGGUGACGAUGAAGACGAUGACGAUGACCUGGAAGAUUUAGAUGAAGAGGACUUUGCUGAUUUAAGUUAUGAUGAUGAUGAGGAAGAGGGCGAUGAGGAUGAAGAUGUUGAAGACCAGUCAACGUCAAAGGACUCUUUGAAGAGGUCGUCAAAGAUAGCAUCCAAACCCAGGAAAGAGGACAUCUGGGAGGGUGGCGAUGACCAGGACGAUGUGGUAGAGGACUUUUCAAUGUGGUCCGAUGAGGACGACGAUGUGAAAGGAAAGUCAAGGCCAAGUAAAAAGACCUCCAAAUCAUCAAAGGGUAAACCUAAAGGUGUCCAACAAGCUCUGAAGAAAUCGCUAAAGUCUCAGAAGAAGAAGAACAAGAAGAAAGUCAACAAGAAAAGCUAGAGGAUGUGUUGGUUUGCAGUUGACAAAACCUCUAAUAUAACUGUUGUAACUUUGCCAUUAUGGCAGUUACCAUGGAAAUAAUACUGGGCAGCCAAUCGUAAUCAAGGUUUGUGUGGUAGUUGCCAUAAUGGCAAGGUUGCUCUAGUUGUAACUCUUUAUGAAACGGACCCUUAGGCCUUGUAACAUGAAGCUUAGAUUAUUCAUGGGUGGACCAACUUCUAUGAUUGAUUGUAUUUUGUAUGGUCAAUUAUAAAAAAUUAGCCCCAUGAUCAAUCACAAAGCUUUGUUACUUGGCCUGGGUUCUCUUUUUCAAUCUUCUUUUUAUCAGACUGAAUUAAUUUCCACUUUUACCCAAUUUAAGUGAUCAAUCGUCCAGUUUAUUUGUAUGCUUGAUGAUCCAUGCACUGGCGGAUCCAGGGGGGGAGGGGCAAAGCCGGCCCAUGCCCCCCCCCCCCACUUUUGAGAGGCACAAUUAAAAUUUGUAAUGUAAAAAUGCUGUUAAAACUGAAGUGUCCCCCCCCCCCCCCCCGAAUACUUUUUUUUCUUGUCAAAUUUUUCCUCAGGAAAAUGUGCCCCCCCCCCUUUUGGAAAUCCUGGAUCUGCCCCUGCACAUGAUCUAUGCUAAGGUUUUUGUUACGGGGGCCUUGGUCGUAGGCUAGCAUGAAUGAAUGAAAUAGCCCAAGAGGUGAUACGCAAGUCUUCCAUCAAAGUAUAAUAAUAUACUUUAAGAUCCCCUGUAUAAAUCAAUUAACUUCAUGACUGACAAGUAAAUUGAUGUAGUAAUAUAAAGACAAAUAAAAAUUGAUCAAUAUUUG
Messenger RNA from Lytechinus pictus (painted urchin), 2012 nucleotides. Its product is annotated as nucleolar complex protein 2 homolog. The transcript is spliced from 7 exons. Gene Ontology annotation, molecular function: histone binding; transcription corepressor activity. Gene Ontology annotation, biological process: negative regulation of transcription by RNA polymerase II; ribosomal large subunit biogenesis. Lineage: Eukaryota; Metazoa; Echinodermata; Echinoidea; Temnopleuroida; Toxopneustidae. Gene Ontology annotation, cellular component: Noc2p-Noc3p complex; nucleoplasm; Noc1p-Noc2p complex. The record is from RefSeq and is a predicted model, not a curated record. Bases 1 to 1197 code for a protein of 398 amino acids.